Molecule: messenger RNA, 1657 nt
Organism: Phlebotomus argentipes
Lineage: Eukaryota; Metazoa; Arthropoda; Insecta; Diptera; Psychodidae
Product: cytochrome P450 4d2-like
Exons: 4
Coding region: 7-1605 (532 amino acids)
Molecular function (GO): monooxygenase activity; oxidoreductase activity, acting on paired donors, with incorporation or reduction of molecular oxygen; iron ion binding
Source: RefSeq, a predicted model, not a curated record
GGUAAGAUGUUUGUGGGAAUUUUCGUGAUUUCGGUGCUUGUGAUUCUGGUAAUUAAUUUCCUCACUAAGCGAUGGAAAUUGCUCAAGUUCACGAGCAAAUUUCCCGGCCCGAAGCCACACUUCAUUUUUGGUAAUGCUGGGGACUUUGUGGAGCACAAAAAUGAUCCAGCAGCUCUCUUCAAACAGCUCAUCGACUUCCAUGACAUUUAUGGGAAGCAUUUCGUGACUUGGGGCUUGUUCAAUGUAAUGAGUAUCAGUAUCAUUGAUCCCAAAGACUAUGAGACAAUUCUGUCAAACACAAAGACAAUUCGGAAGUCCAUAGAAUAUGAAUUCCUCAAACCAUGGCUCGGAGAGGGUCUUCUGGUGUCAUUUGGGCAAAAGUGGGCCACCAGACGCAAAAUUAUCACACCCACUUUCCACUUCAACAUUCUCGAACAGUUUGUCAAAUCGUUCGACAAGCAAACCAAUAUUCUUGUGCAGAAGCUGAAGCCUCACGUCAACAAGGGUGACUUCAAUAUUUAUACUUACACCACACUCACAGCCCUGGAUAUCAUCUGUGAGACGUCAAUGGGAGCUGAAAUUCACGCUCAGGAUCAUCCGGAAACCCCAUAUGUGCAAUCUGUGAAGGCCAUGAGUCGAUUUAUGUUCGAGAGAAUAUUCAGUCUUUUGGGAGGCUAUACGCUCCUGUUUCCAUUGACACCUUUGUACUGGAAGCAGCGUCGCCAUCUGAAAGUCGUUCAUGAUUUCACAAACAGCGUUAUUGUCCAGCGACGGGAGCAAUUACUCAUGCAGCAGGCCAAUGUGGCGAAGAAGGUGAAUGAUGAUAAAGAUCGUAUGAAUGUUGAUUUCAUGAGCAAGCCGGAAGAGGAUGACUUUAAAGAUCUGUACCUCAAUCGGUCUGGCAAGGAGAAGCUCACGUUUCUGGAUUUGCUGCUGAAAGCGACAGUUGAUGGUAAACCACUGAGUGAUGCUGAUAUCCGAGAGGAGGUGGAUACGUUCAUGUUCGAGGGACACGACACCACCACUUCGGGUAUAUCACUCACCCUCUACCACCUCUCGCAGCAUGCGGACGUGCAGGAGCGGGUGUACGAGGAGCUGAAGGAGAUUUUCGGGGAUGAGCUGCAGGAGGACUUCAGGGUGACCUACAGUCACUUGCAGGACAUGAAAUAUCUGGAGAUGGUCAUUAAGGAAUCCCUCAGACUCACACCUCCUGUCCCGAUAAUUGGACGCCAGACGACAGAGGACAUCUUUGUGGCUGGUGUGAAAAUUCCAGCUGGCAUCAACAUUUCCAUGCUCGUUUAUGCCAUGCAUAACUACGAAGAAUUCUAUCCGAAUCCUCGGAAAUUCGACCCCGAGAGAUUCACUGCGGAGAACUCAAAGGACCGCCAUCCUUAUUCCUAUAUCCCAUUCAGUGCUGGACCGAGAAAUUGCAUUGGCCAAAAAUUCGCCAUGCUGGAGAUGAAGAUGACGAUAGCGAAAAUUUUAAUGAAUUUCAAACUUCUGCCUCACGAACCGACAGCGAAAUUGACUCUCCAGGGAGAUUUGGUGCUCAAACCAGUCAAUGGGGUGUUUCUGAAAAUUGCACAGCGAAAUAAAGUCUUGUGAUAAAGUGGAGAGGGCACGAAGUUUCACUCCUUCAACUGGGUCAAAGGAUUCA